This is a messenger RNA of Styela clava, 1735 nucleotides long. RefSeq lists its product as uncharacterized. The record is from RefSeq and is a predicted model, not a curated record. NCBI's taxonomy places the organism in Eukaryota, Metazoa, Chordata, Ascidiacea, Stolidobranchia, Styelidae.
GUCUGUGGGCUGCUUCAAAGACACUUCAAAAAGAGCGAUUGAUUCCGUUGAGAAACGUUAUGUUGAUCUUCAUGAUAUUUAUCUACUUCGAUUAGACGCAAUAGGAAAGUGUGCGAGAAUCGCAGCUUCUCUUGGAAACAAUGUUUUUGCGCUUCAAAUCGGGGGAUGGUGUGCUACCUCGUCUUCUGCGUCUUCAACAUACAAUAAAUACGGUUACUCGCAAGAUUGCCAGGAUCACGGCAAAGGAGGUCCUUGGGCAAAUGCCGUUUGAGAUUACUUCUGUUGAAAAAAUCGCACUUCAACGCCUUGGCUGUUUCGCCGACAAAGCAAGUCAAGCGCUAUCUUCCUUGGAAAGGCCAGAAGUAUUGGGCGGUGAAUACCAGAAGAGACCUCAAGCCAUUGAACAAUGCGUUAGAUACGCUUCGGGUUUGGGACAUCUCAUCGUUGGAAUACAAAAUGGCGGUUCAUGCAUGGCAGGAAUUGAUUAUGCAAAAUAUGGAACAUCCACGAAUUGCAAAUCAAACUCGAAAGGCGGAACAUUGGCAAAUGAAGUUUUCAGAAUAGAUGUUAAAAAGCUUGAAACCGGACUUCCAAGACUUCCUAAACAUGAAGAAUAUCAUUUGAACAACCUGGGUUGUUGGUAUGACAAAGAAGAUCGCGCCAUUCCCGUUGGUUUAGAAGAAACCAAUUCUAUUUUGAUUGGUGAAUACCAGAUAAGAAAAGAUGCUAUCCGAAGAUGUGCUCAAGCAGCUAUGGCUCGCGGAUAUAACAUUAUAGGAAUACAAAAUGGAGGACAAUGCUGGACUGGAGUAAACGCUCGAAACACUUAUAGAAAAUACGGGCUUUCGAAUAAAUGCUCAAAUGGCAAAGGUGGGAACUGGGCAAAUGAAGUCUAUGAAAUUAACACAAUAUGGGAUCCAAACAUCACCGGACUCGGAUGUUUCAAAAGUAUGUUAUCGAAAGCUAUUCCCGCCAUUGAAAAGCUGAACCCAUUACUGAAUGGAGUAUUCAAAAAAAGAUCCGAUCCUGUACGAAAAUGCGCCAGAGUUUCGGCUAGUUUUGGUCACACUGUAUUUGCCGUCCAACUUGGAGGAUAUUGUCAGAGUUCAGCAAACGCUGGUUCCACGUACAUGAAGUUUGGCCGAGCGGAUAACUGCGCGAGAGGAAAGGGCGGUUUAUGGGCAAUGUCAGUCUACAAGAUAUCUGAUGCGAUGGACUUUUAUAUCGAAAGUCGAGGAUGUUGGGCAGAUGAUGCUUUCCGUACUAUUCCAACAGUCGAAAGCGAUGGACCGGAAUUUAUGAGCGAACCUAUUAUGGGCAAUGAGAAGGCAUAUAAGAAAAGAGAAGAUGCUUUAGGCAAAUGCGCUCGUUAUGCUCGUUCCAGGGGAUUUAGAUUUUUUGCCCUCCAAGAUGGUGGAUAUUGUUCAGCCUCAAUCGACGCGGAAAAUACAUACAGGCGAAUUGGACCUUCUCAAAAAUGCAGAAAUGACGGUAAAGGUGGCCCUUGGUCUAAUCAAGUCUACGAAAUUAUGCCACAGAAGUUAGCAUGAACGGAUUUAUGAAAUCCGAACGAAGACAUAUGAAGAAUUCCGUUGUCGGCAACUAUUCACUUUUUGCUAUGUCAGUUUAAAGCAUGAUUUCUAAUUUUCUAAGCUCUUUAAAACCUAAAUUAUUGUUUACGUUGAAGUGUGUAAAAUGUAUGUGCAUUAAAAUAAAAAAUUCAUGUAUAUUUUAA